AACUGUGAAUAUGAAUACACGAUUUAUGUUAUGGUAUGUACAUCGUACACCAUAGAUAAGUAUAUACGUAUAUAUUGUACACGUAUGACGCAGCAGUGAGUAAAUAGCAAACUACGAUGACAAUGGAUCGAACACCAGACCAGGACGACCGCGAAGAGGUAUUCGACCACUCACUGCACCCCUAGACCCUACCUGUCGCAUACCUCUGGUAUUCGGUCCAAGGCCGUUUGACAAGCGUGUAAAUCAUCCCCCGAGCGCUACGUAGUCCCGUGAUUUCUCUUUUUGGUAGGAAAUCGGUUUCUCUGUUCGUCGGCCCCAUGACGAGUGUCCACGUAGUUCAUAAUAAUUUAUCAUAAUAUUUCGUUUUGAGAACGCUUUACACUGCGGUGAACGAUCGACGUGUACACGAUGGCAAUGUUAGAUGCAACGGUUAUGAAGUUGUUGCGUGGCGAAGCUUUGGACGAAAACGAUGAAUUAUGCGACUUCACGUUGGCCGAUCAAAACGAAGCUUGCGUGGCUAAGGGUGUAACACCCAUUGGGCCUUCUGACUAUAUACCAGUCACAAAAAGUACAGUUACAUAUAUUGUGCUAGUAGUAUUAGUCAACAGCGAGGAUGAAGUGCUUAUGAUGCAAGAAGCAAAAAGUACUUGUGCUGGUCAAUGGUACCUACCAGCGGGUCGCGUUGAACCUGGAGAAAAUUUACAUGAUGCCGUAAAAAGAGAAUGCUUAGAAGAAACAGGGUUGGAAAUGGAACUUGAUACAUUGUUGACAGUUGAAGCUGCAUCUAAAGCAUGGUUUCGAUUUAUUUUCACUGGAAAUGUUACUGGCGGUUGUUUGAAAACACCAGCUCAAGCUGAUAGUGAAUCUUUACAAGCUAAAUGGAUUAAAAAUAUUUCUGAAGUUACUCUCCGUUCCAAUGAUAUAAUACCAUUGAUUGAUUGUGGUCGAGCUUUUCAUAAAGUAGCUAAGCAUAAGGUUCGAAAUGAUUGGCACCAUAACCUUUUGCCUGUUAUUAAACCUCAUAAAAAACUUUUGUUACGUCUUCUUAUCUGUGCUAGACAAAAAACUAGUGGUAAAUUAUAUGUUCUUAUGUCAGAAAAAACUCAAGCCCAUUUCCCGAUGUGUGAAAUCAACCACAAUCGGAACUUGCAUUCGACAUUACGCAAGUUUAUGACUGAAAUAUUUGGUGCUGAUGUAGCUCUGCAUAAACCUCACGGAGUAUUGAGCAUUGAACAUUGUGGCCAACCGGAAGGUUCUAAUGAUGGGUUAUGUUUAUCAUUAUUGGUCACUUUUCAAAAGACAUUGGAAGAAGUAUUUCCUAUUGGCAAGUAUAGUUGGAUGGCUGUGUCUACAGAAUGUUCAAAAUUAAUUGCAGUGAGAACUAUACGCAACAUGACUGUUCCUCUUAAAGUUAUAUGUUAAACAGAUAAUUUUGCCAUACAUAUUAUUUUUUUGCUCAUCCAACUACAAAAUAUGUGCUUAAUCAUAUUAUCAAUGUUAAAAUGCACAGAAAAGUAGUGUUUUUUUUUUUUUUAAAGUUUAACAACAAUGACUUUUUUUUAAAUUGUA
Messenger RNA from Metopolophium dirhodum (rose-grain aphid), 1569 nucleotides. Its product is annotated as 8-oxo-dGDP phosphatase NUDT18. Gene Ontology annotation, molecular function: magnesium ion binding; 8-oxo-dGDP phosphatase activity; 8-oxo-GDP phosphatase activity. Lineage: Eukaryota; Metazoa; Arthropoda; Insecta; Hemiptera; Aphididae. The coding region runs from base 409 to 1422 and encodes 337 amino acids. The transcript is spliced from 6 exons. The record is from RefSeq and is a predicted model, not a curated record.